AUGAAUUUCAAUCCCUUUGUGACUUCUGACCGAGGCAAGAACAGUAACAGGCAUUUCAAUGCACCUUCCUGCAUUCACAGGAAGGUUAUGUCUUCCCCUCUUUCCAAAGAGUUGAGACAGAAGUACAAUGCUCAAUCCAUGCCCAUAUGAAAGGAUGAUGAAGUCCUGGUUAUUUGAAGGCAUUACAAAAGACAGCAUAUCAGCAAAGUAGUCCAAGGUUACAGGAAGAAAUAUGUCAUCUACAUUGAGCAAGUGCAGCAAGAGAAGGCAAAUAGCAUGAUCAUCCAUGGAGACAUUCACCCAAGCAAGGUGGUUAACACCACACUCAAACUGGACAAAGACUGCAAGAGGAUCCUUGAACGCAAAGCCAAGUCUUGCCAAGUAGGAAAAGAAAAGGGCAAAUAUAAGGAAGAAACCAUUGAGAAGAAGCAGGAAUGAAAUCAUUUUAUAUGCAACUUUCAUUAAAAACUGCUAAAUGA
Molecule: messenger RNA, 479 nt
Organism: Erinaceus europaeus (western European hedgehog)
Lineage: Eukaryota; Metazoa; Chordata; Mammalia; Eulipotyphla; Erinaceidae
Product: large ribosomal subunit protein uL24-like
Exons: 1
Biological process (GO): cytoplasmic translation; ribosomal large subunit biogenesis
Cellular component (GO): cytosolic large ribosomal subunit
Molecular function (GO): structural constituent of ribosome; RNA binding
Source: RefSeq, a predicted model, not a curated record